CCACGCGCGGGCAGUAGAAACAUGGCGUCGAAGACAGUCCGUCAACGCAACAGACGGGGAAGCAAACAAGAUGCCAACGUGAACAACACACCAAGCACUGACAACCGAACAACAAAAGACGAUAAAUGUGCCGAAGACAAUGCGUCUAGUGACCCACGAAAUGAGUCAUCCAGUAAGGCAGGGCAGGUGUGGGCUCCUGAGGGCUCCACAGCCUUCAAGUGCCUGGUCUCAGCACGCUUCUGUGCGGCGUUACUCAGUAACAUCUCUGACUGUGAUGAAACCUACAAUUACUGGGAGCCAACUCACUACCUGCUGUACGGAACAGGGAUGCAGACAUGGGAGUAUUCUCCAGCCUACGCUAUUCGUUCCUACGCAUAUCUGUGGCUCCAUGCCCUUCCUGCCUGCUUUCAUGCCAAAAUAUUACAAACCAACAAGGUCCUUGUGUUUUACUUCCUGCGCUGCAUGCUAGCGUUUAUAUGUUGUGUGUGUGAGCUCUACUUCCACAAGGCCGUGUGUAAGAAGUUUGGCCUGCAUGUGGGGCGUCUUCUGUUGGCAUUCCUUGUCUUGAGUGCUGGAAUGUUCUGCUCCUCUGCAGCCUUCCUCCCCAGUACCUUUUGUAUGUACAGCACCGUGGUAGCCAUGACUGGCUGGUUCCAGGGGCACCCCAGUCUGGCUGUUUUGGGUAUUGCAGCAGGAGCCAUAUUGGGCUGGCCCUUCAGUGUCCUGCUGGGGAUACCCAUUGCCUUUGACCUACUGUUACUGAAGAAGAAGUGGAAGAGUUUCAUCACAUGGACUCUGUUGGCGCUGCUGCUCUUUCUGGUCCCUGUUGUUGUGGUUGACAGCUACUACUAUGGGAAGCUAGUGAUUGCUCCUCUGAAUAUAAUAAUGUAUAAUGUAUUUACCCAUCAUGGACCAGAUCUCUAUGGCACAGAGCCAUGGCAUUACUACUUUGUGAAUGGUUUUCUGAAUUUCAACAUUGUAUUUGUGUUGGCCAUGGUUUCUCUUCCUCUCACUGCACUUAUGGAGGCACUGCUUCAAAGAUUCAAUGUACAGAACCUGGGCCGGCCAUACUGGUUAACCCUGUCACCAAUGUACCUAUGGAUGCUGGUGUUCUUCACUCGUCCACAUAAAGAGGAGCGUUUUUUGUUUCCCAUCUACCCUCUCAUCUGUCUGUGCGGGGCUGUGGCGCUCUCCUCACUUCAGAAGUGCUAUCACUACAUAUUCCAGCGUUAUCGUCUGGAGCACUACACCAUCUCUUCCAACUGGCUGGCUCUCGGCUCCGUGCUGCUGUUUGGAGUGCUCUCGCUGUCCCGUUCCGUGGCACUCUUUAGAGGCUAUCAUGCUCCGCUGGAUUUGUACCCAGAGUUUCACCGCAUUGCUAAAGACCCCACCAUCCACACAGUACCGGACGGUAGAAUGGUCAAUGUUUGUGUAGGAAAAGAAUGGUACCGCUUUCCCAGUAGUUUCCUGCUGCCCAACAACUGGCAUUUACAGUUCAUUCAGUCAGAGUUCAGGGGUCAGUUACCUAAGCCAUAUGCCAUGGGACCAGAUGCCACCUGGAUACUCCCACCAGACAUGAACGAUCAGAACCUUGAGGAGCCAUCACAAUACGUGGAACUGAAACAGUGCCAUUACUUGGUGGAUCUGGCAACAGACACAGAGGCCCCUCGAGAACCACAAUACUCCGCUAACAAAGAGGAGUGGAGCAUUAUCGCUGACAAGCCUUUUUUAGACACUAACAGGUCCUCUAGAUUCUUCAGGGCCUUUUUUAUCCCAUUUCUGUCUGAGCAGUAUACUACUUACAGCAGAUAUAUCAUCCUGAAACCACGAAGACCCAAACACACCCGGAAAAGAGGGCAACCCUGAUCCGCUGGUCCUGCUACUUUCCAUCAUUAAAUCCCUCCAUCAGUCCUCCCAAGAUAUUCCCCUAAACUCUGCCUGUGCACUUUGUGUGUGUGUGUGAGAGAGAGAGAGAGAGAGAGAGAUGUAUCUACGCCAGAGUUUGUUUGAUGAAAUUGUCUAUCAAACCAUGCAGUGUCGGCCUGUAUUUAGGCAUCAGUAUUGCCACCCAUCCAGGACAGUUUUAGCAAAGAGCAUGGAUGCCUUACCCAUUUUUCCAGUAGUGACCAAUCGUCUCAACUCUAUUUCAUUGCCAUGCCCUUACACUGCAUAAGUAAACACUGAUGCCUGCUCGGGCUUCUCUGCAUCUUACUGAAGCGUUUCAGAAGAUUUCUAUUAAGACGACCCUUUAAGGAUUACAGUCCCACAUUUGAAAUGACCGCAUCCAUUUAAAUCUCACCUGGUCUGGGACAAUGAACUGUUCUCUGAAUGCAGAUCCCAAACCAUUUUGUUGCCAUCCAUUCGGAGGAGAAGACAUGAACUUCAGUUAAUUUAUCCUGUUUGAGCAACUGGUCCUGGCCAGCUGCAGCAUCUCAGGACAAAGGUUGCACCAAAAAACUUAGUGUUCUCCAGUUGCGUUGUCAGUAAAAGUGGACAUUGACUCUGAGGUCAGGUUGCUGACCAGGACAAUUGAGUGUUUACAUUCCAAAUCAUGUUUGUCAUCUUAUUCAUAUCAGUGUUAACUAUGAUUGAAUCAAAUAAAAGAAGGCUGUCUUAAUGGGCAUGGGUAUGCCAUUUCA
Molecule: messenger RNA, 2639 nt
Organism: Myxocyprinus asiaticus (Chinese sucker)
Lineage: Eukaryota; Metazoa; Chordata; Actinopteri; Cypriniformes; Catostomidae
Product: alpha-1,2-mannosyltransferase ALG9-like
Exons: 15
Coding region: 22-1866 (614 amino acids)
Biological process (GO): protein N-linked glycosylation
Cellular component (GO): endoplasmic reticulum membrane
Molecular function (GO): alpha-1,2-mannosyltransferase activity
Source: RefSeq, a predicted model, not a curated record